CAUAAUUAUUUUUUAAUCCAAUACCUCAAUUUGUCAACUUCAUCAUCUGGGCUCCUCUGAUUUUAUCCAUUUCAUAAGCUAAUAGUAAAAAAGAAAAAAUCAAGAGAAGUGAAGCAGAAGAAAAGAACAAAUCUUUGAAACUUCUUGUUUGAUUCUUGAGAAUAAAGUGAUGACCUUUUGAUUGCAGAGCAAAUGGGCAUUGUGGUUUCUUUAUUUUGUGUCUGUGUCUGCUCUCUCUGGUGCAAAACAAGUUUGUCCUGAAGGGUGAAUCCUAAUAAUGAAGAAUAAGAAUCAGAUAAAGGAACAGGGACAGGGAAAAACAAGAAUAACUAAAAGACUCAAAGCAUUUAUGAAGUGCCUCCAAUCAGGGGAGCAAUUAAAAUCAGAUGAAAUGAUCUCUUCAUCUGAAUCAUUAGCUACAAGGGAUUAUUCAACAAGUGUGCACUCAGCUCGAGAUAUUGACGCUGAACAGGAACCAGAUACUAGCAAUAUUGAGGAAGCUGAAUUAUCUCUGCGGGAGAAUGGUUCUUUGAAUUACGAGGAAGCAAGAGCUUUGCUAGGAAGGUUUGAGUAUCAGAAAGGAAACAUAGAAGCUGCACUACAUGUGUUUGAAGGAAUAGAUAUUGCUGCAGUUACGCCAAAAAUGAAAGCAACCCUUACUGCAAAAGUGGCAAAAGUGGAGACUCGUAAACGACGCUCACAUAAUUAUGCUAGCCCGCCAAUGUCCAUACAUGCUGUCAGUCUGCUCCUGGAAGCUGUUCUUCUGAAAACAAAAUCGUUGCAAAUCUUAGGAAGGUAUAAAGAGGCUGCUCAAUCAUGCACAGUUAUUCUGGAUAUUGUUGAAUCUUCAUUACCUACAGGUUUUCCUGAAAACUUUGGUGCUGACUCUAAAUUGCAGGAAACACUUAAUAAUGCGGUUGAGUUGCUUCCAGAGUUGUGGAAACUGGCUGACUCUCCUCGUGAAGCUAUCUUGUCAUAUCGGCGGGCUCUUCUCUUUCACUGGAACCUAAAGGCAGGAACUGUAGCUAAAAUAGAAAAAGAGUUUGCCACUUUUCUUCUGUAUAGUGGUGAAGAAGCUAGUCCUCCAACCCUUCGUUCCCAAAUGGAUAGUUCGUUUGUCCCUAAAAAUAACAUGGAGGAGGCUAUUCUUUUGUUAGUGAUAUUACUAAAAAAAAUAUCUCUAAAAAUAAUUGAGUGGGACCCAUCAAUUUUGUAUCACCUACAGUAUGCUUUAUCUCUUUGUGGAGGAGGAAUGGCUUUGGCUAAUAAACUAGAAGAAUUGCUUCCUGGAGUCAUUGAUCGGAAAGAAAUGUACUACACACUAGCCCUCUGUUACCAUGGGGAAGGAGAUGAUAUUAGUGCCUUAAAUUUGUUGAGAAAAUUGUUGCAUAGUAGUGAGGAUCCAAAUCACGUGCCGUCAUUAUUAAUAGCUUCCAAGAUCUCCAGCAAGAGCGAUAGUUAUGAGGAUGGUGCAAAAUUUGCCUUCAGAGCCAUAGAGAAUUUGAAAGGCGGAUGUGAUCAGAUGGUUGGUGUUGCCAACUCUCUACUCGGCAUUUCACUUGCAGCACAAUCUAGUUUAUCUCUGACAGAUUCUGAGAGAACUAUGAAACAGUCUGAAGCACUCCAUUCCCUGGAAACAGCUGUUAGCAUGACAAAUCUAAGCAACCCCAGUGUUGUUUAUAAUCUCAGUUUAGAAUAUGCCCAGCAGAGGAAACUAGUUCCUGCACUUCACUAUGCGAAGUCCCUGCUUAAAUUGGAAGGAGGGUCUAAUAUUUCAGGGUGGCUGUUGGUGGCUAAGAUAUUAUCUGCUCAAAGGCGACUAGAUGAUGCCGAAACAAUUGUCAAUGCAGCACUAGAGCAGACACAGAAGUGGGAUCAAGCAGAACUGUUGCGACUUAAAGCUAAAGUCCAAAUAGAACAGGGUAAAUUAAAAAAUGCUAUUGAAACAUACACUCAACUUCUUGCUGUUCUUCAAAUUCAUAGUAAAAGCUAUGAACAUGAGAAAAAGCUUCAUGAGGAUGCUGCAAAUCGUAGUAGGAGUUUAGAGUUGGAAACGUGGCACGAUCUAGCUUUUGUAUAUAUAGGCUUGUCAAAGUGGCGUGAUGCCGAGAUUUGUCUUUCGAAAUCAAAGGCCAUAAAAACAUAUUCUGCAUCUAGAUGGCAUGCCACUGGUGCGCUUUAUGAAGCAAAGGGUCUCCACGAAGAAGCUCUAAAAGCUUUUGCAAUUGCAUUAGAUAUUGAUUCAUCACAUGUCCCAAGUCUUGUUUCGAUGGCUGUGGUUCUCAGACAGUCUGGUGAACGAUCACUGCCAAAUGUCAGAAGCUUACUGACAGAGGCUGUGCGGCUCGACAGAAUGAACUACUCUGCAUGGUAUAAUCUUGGCCUGUUUUACAAAGACCAGGGUGCUGCAUUUGCACUAGAAGCCGCUGAAUGUUUUGAGGCUGCUACGCUUCUGGAGGACACCGCACCUGUCGAGCCUUUCAGAUGAUAUUUUCCAGUUUAACAGAAGAUAUGAUUUGACCUAAUUCUUACACGAGCAGGAGUUAUAGAAGUGCAAUGACAUUGAUCCAUUCUAAAGAAUAAAGAAAUAUAGUGUUAGUACUGGUUCUGCAUUUGUACAGGAAGUGUUAAUAUAUAGUUUAUUCUACCACUGUUGGCCCCAUUUCAAUAAUAAAUCGAGGGGGUGUAUUUGUGUAUUUGAUAUUUCGAACAGGAGGAGUACGUGUCUAAAUAUGUCAAUUUAUAAUACAAUAGAUAAUAUUAGUAUUAUUUUCAUGUAGAAAAAGAAAUUGUGUACAUAAUUGAGUUUUUUUUAUGA
Molecule: messenger RNA, 2818 nt
Organism: Daucus carota subsp. sativus
Lineage: Eukaryota; Viridiplantae; Streptophyta; Magnoliopsida; Apiales; Apiaceae
Product: protein NPGR2
Exons: 6
Coding region: 278-2488 (736 amino acids)
Molecular function (GO): protein binding
Source: RefSeq, a predicted model, not a curated record